Mycena indigotica is the source of this 1431-nucleotide messenger RNA. RefSeq lists its product as uncharacterized. The record is from RefSeq and is a predicted model, not a curated record. The transcript is spliced from 6 exons. The coding region runs from base 1 to 1431 and encodes 476 amino acids. Lineage: Eukaryota; Fungi; Basidiomycota; Agaricomycetes; Agaricales; Mycenaceae. Gene Ontology annotation, biological process: carbohydrate metabolic process.
AUGCUGUUUUCCCUCGUCCUUGGGGCAUCCCUUCUAUCUCCCGCCUCUUCUCAAGCACUUACUUCAUCCCAACUCUCUCUGGUUACUCAACGACUAGCAGAUGCCGCCAAAUUGAGUUGGGAAAUAGGGACGCGGGCGCAAGCUUUGACUGAACUGGAUGCCCAUAGCCUCUCUGUUUUCUCCACCGUUCCACCUCCAACAUCUAUACCCUCCAAUGUCACCGCUGGCAUUGCCCCCGUACUCUCGAUCGCUCACAACAUUGUUUCCGCGCUGAAUUCCUCGGGAAAUGGGGAACUCGUCGCUGGCGACGGGGCCGCCGGAGACCCCGCGUCGAUCGGGGUUGCAGUCUUACUAGCGAAUUGGACUGGUCAACAAGGAAAGGAUGGACUCAACUACGCUGCUGCUGCCAAGAAUCAGCUCGAUUUUCUGCUUUACAACACUCCCAAGACGCCAGAUGGCGCCAUUUCACACAGGGUGUCCCAAGUCCAGCUAUGGAGUGACAGCGUUUUCAUGGUCCCUCCGUUCCUCGCCUACUACGGCGUUUUGACGUCCAACACCUCACUUAUAACGGAAGCUUACAACCAAAUUAAGUUAUAUCGCAACUACCUUCGUGACACCAACGCGAACAAUCUCUGGAAACAUAUUGUACUGGGGAACAAUACGAAUGGUGGAAGCCUGGACGAGGGUCAUUGGUCCACUGGCAAUGGCUGGGCAGCAGCCGGGAUGUUACGUGUUUUAGGCACAAUGAAGAACUCGCCAUACAACAAGCAAUUCUCCAACGAGCAGAAGGACUUGAAAGACUGGGUCAAGGAAAUUCAUGGCGCAAUGUUUUCAGCACUCGACUCGACGAACAUUUUUACAAAUUAUGCGGGCGAAAGCUCGGGAAGCCCCGGCAUGUUUUACGAUGCGGCCGCGACAAUGCUUCUUGCGAGCACUGUUUACCGCCUGGCAGUCGUUGAAGACGACCAUACCUACGUGGCAAACGCAGAGAAUUGUCGGCGAGCCCUUUUCGCCACGGUAUCGCCAGCUUCAUCAUCGCCUACACCAACCUCCACUUCCCCGCCCGCACCCUCCUCUAGCUCUGGUGACGUCUCUUCUCCCAGCAAUUCACCCUCUUCUUCUCCUAGCAUUGCACCCUCUUCUUCUCCUCUCCCAACACCCACUGCUUCCCUCGACAAUCUGAGGCAUUUCACAAGCGACGGUUGGUUGACACCCGUUGUCAAUCCUCAUCAGUUUGGAAUACAAGGCCAAGAAUCAGCAGAAGGCCAGGCCUUCGCAGUCAUGUUCCAAGCUGCUUACAACGAUUGGAAUGCUAUUGGCGCACCUGGGAAAAACGACAAACCCAAAAAGGGCCGGGGCACGCAAAUUCACGCUUCGUUCGCCUUCACUCUCGUCUCCACGCUCUUUGGAUGGACCUUACUCUAUUUCUAA